CUAUUUUGCUCUCCGACGCGAGGUGAAGCAGCACGAGUGCUCGACGGAUUCCGCCGCAACUUGCCUAACAAGACUGCAUUUGCCGUGCUAACAAGCACCCGCAACAGCCCUGCAAGCCGAGCGCGUAGACACAACAACAAAGGCUGUGCAACCAAGCUGCUCAAAGCCAACCAUUGCAAAGCGAAGCGCUGAAGCAAAGAUGUCUCGCCUCGCCCUCGCCGCGAUCCUCUACACGACGAAAGCCCUCAGCCUCCCCACGAGAAGAUCCAUAAAGACGAAGCUCCGCGCGUCUGCAGGAGGCGCGACGACCGCAAAAGCCGAGGCGCCUUUGGCGGUCGCCGGCGCCUGCGUCGGCGUGUCGUUAUUUGGCUACCAUUUGGGGGUCGUCAACGCGCCGCUGCAGGCGAUGGCGGCGUCCAUGGGCUUCGGGGACGCGGGCAGCGGCGCCGUCGUUUCGUCCACUUUGGUGGGAGCGGCGGGCGGCGCCUUGCUGGCGGGACCCGCGGCGGACCGACUUGGUAGACGAGGCGCGUUGCGCUGGAACUGCCUUACACUACUAUUGGCGGCCGUGGGCUGCUCGACGGCAACUUCACUGGAGCAUUUGAUCUACGCGCGCACGCUGGCCGGCGUCGGCAUUGGUCUUGUAAGUGCCGUGGCGCCCUUGUACGUGUCCGAGGUGUCGCCCGCGGCGAAACGAGGGAGGAACGGCGCCCUGAACCAGGUGGCCAUAUGUCUGGGCAUCGUCGCAUCAAUAGUAGCUGGCUUGGGCGUCACGCCGACCUCCCCCGCAAAAAGAUGGCGGCCCAUGUUCGCCGGGGCUCUGGUACCUACGCUAUUGCACUUGAUGCUCACGUUCAAGAUCCCGGAGUCGCCGCGCUGGCCCUUGAGCCAAACGGCCCAGCGGGACGCGGAGCGACUCUGGGGCGCCGACGCUUCGACCGAGAUGGCCUCAUCCUCAUCUGAUGAAGUGAAGACGGCGGGGUGGUCCACGAUGGUCUCCAAAAAGUACCGGAGAGCUACUCUGACCGCAUUCUUACUUUUUGUGUGUCAACAAUUAUCAGGUAUCAAUGCUGUGGUGUACUUCAGCACGCAGAUCUUCCGGGACGCGGGCGUCACGUCCGCCGUCCUGUCUUCACUGCUAGUGAUGCUGGUGAACGUGGCCGGCACGGCCUUUGUUGCCGCACCAUUGAUAGACCGCUUCGGCCGCACGACGAUGCUCUCGGCGUCGUACGCGGGCAUGGCUUCCAGCAUGGCCGUCAUGGGGGGAUGCCUUGCAUCACCAGCCUUGGCGGGCACGCCCCUGCUGACGGCGAUCACGCUCCUAGGCACGGUCGCGUACGUCUUCGCCUUCUCCUGCGGCAGCGGCCCCGUGCCCUCGCUACUCGUCCCGGAGCUGUUCCCGGCGGAGCUGCGGGGCAAGGGCGGAAGUGUGGCGAUGCUGUCGCACUGGGGCUGGAACGCCGUCGUCGGGGCCGCGUUCCUGCCGCUCAUCAACAAGUACUCGAUCCCGACCGUUUAUCUGGGCUUUGCGUCGGUGGCGGCCCUCAGCGGCUUGUUUACGAAGUUCGGCAUCGAAGAGACCUCUAAGUAAGAAUAUUAGUCAAGGAGAGGCCUA
Pelagomonas calceolata is the source of this 1615-nucleotide messenger RNA. The record is from the annotation of a GenBank genome assembly. NCBI's taxonomy places the organism in Eukaryota, Pelagophyceae, Pelagomonadales, Pelagomonadaceae.